This is a messenger RNA of Tripterygium wilfordii, 2311 nucleotides long. Its product is annotated as protein LEO1 homolog. Gene Ontology annotation, biological process: positive regulation of transcription elongation by RNA polymerase II; transcription elongation by RNA polymerase II. Gene Ontology annotation, cellular component: nucleus; Cdc73/Paf1 complex. The transcript is spliced from 11 exons. The coding region runs from base 129 to 2018 and encodes 629 amino acids. The record is from RefSeq and is a predicted model, not a curated record. NCBI's taxonomy places the organism in Eukaryota, Viridiplantae, Streptophyta, Magnoliopsida, Celastrales, Celastraceae. Gene Ontology annotation, molecular function: RNA polymerase II C-terminal domain phosphoserine binding.
CCCUUGCAGCGGAAGAGGGAUAUAUAACGGUUAAGGCGACAUACAACACAGCAUCUAGCUCCGUCCGCCGAUAGAUCAGGCCCUUCUCAGUCAAUCCACAAUCGAUCACCGGCACAAGUAAGAGAGAUAUGGGGGAAGAGAAGAGGCACCAGAUGAUGCAGAACCUCUUCGGAGAUCAGUCCGAGGAAGAGGAGGAAAUCGAUUCCGAGCACGAGUCCAAUCCCCAUCCCAAUUACGCCUCUGAUGAAGCUGAAGGAGGGAUGGGGCACGAAGGUGAAGUUGAAGGUGAGGUGGAGGAGCAAGGGGAGGCCGAGAGUGAAGGAGAAUUGCGUGAUGUGGAGCCUGAUCCUGGAGAAAGCGAGGGUGAAAGAGAACAAAGUUCCAAGGAAUUAGAUGCUGGUGAUCAAAGGGAAGAAAGUGAGAGGGAGGAGAAAGAGAAAGAGUCAGAAAGUGACGAAAAAGAGGACUAUGGUGCAAGAGUUGUCACAAGCCGAAGACGCGGGAUGGUUGAGAGCGGCUCAGAGAGGUCUGAGGAUGCCCAUUAUCCUGACAUUGAAGAAGAGGAGGUUGAUCAGGCUAGAAGUCCCAGUAGUAGGUCGCCUGGGGAGGAGGGGGAUCGAACUCAUAUUUCCCACCCAGUUGCUGAAAUUCGUGAUGUUUUUGGUGACUCCGACGAUGAAGAAGAAGGAGACUAUGUGGUUCAGAAUGACAUUGAGCAUGAUUCCCAUAGAUCCCCUAUGGAAGAGGAAGGGAGCUAUGAAAAGAAUCUAAGACCUGAGGAUUUGCUGGUCGAUGAAGAUGCUCAGUAUGAGUCAGAAGAGGAGAACAUUGAGGCUAAACAUAAAGAGAAGCCAGUUGGCCCUCCAUUAGAACUUGAGAUUCCGCUGCACCCACCUCCAGCCGAUCCUGCAAAGAUGAAUAUGAUCAAACUCUCUAAUAUAGUGGGCAUUGAGCCGAAACCAUUUGAUCCAAAGACGUUUGUGGAAGAAGAUGCGUUCGUGAUGGAUGAGUCUGGGUCCAAAAGACGUAUACGAUUAGAAAACAAUAUCGUGCGCUGGAGGACUGUUAGAAAUCCUGAUGGCACAACAUCUUAUGAAAGCAAUGCACGCUUUGUUAGAUGGUCGGAUGGGAGUUUGCAGUUGUUGAUUGGGAACGAAGUCCUUGACAUAUCCACGCAAGAAGCACAGCAUGAUCAAGCACAUCUUUUCCUUAAACAUGGAAAGGGAAUGUAUCAAUCACAAGGAAGUAUAUUGAGGAAGAUGAGGUUUAUGCCUUCAUCAUUGUCAUCAAAUUCUCAUCGAUUAUUGACUGCUCUUGUUGACAGUCGGCAUAAAAAGGUUUAUAAGGUCAAGAACUGCAUAACUGAUAUUGACCCUGAGAGAGAAAAGGAAGAAAAAGAAAAGGCUGCCAGUCAGACAAUCAGAGCUAAUGUACUUCUUAAUAAGAAGAGGGAAAAAGUGAGUCGGAAGUAUACACCAACUGUGGACCGAAGGCGCCAACUUUCACCUGGGUUUUUGGAAGAUGCUCUCGAUGAGGAUGACGAGCAAGAUUACUAUGACCCUCGUCGCUCUCGGCACCGCUUUGAGGAAGAUCUGGAAAUGGAAGCUCGAGCCGAGAAGCGCAUUAUCAAUGCUAAGAAGUCCCAGGGACACAAAGACAUCUCGCGCAAGCCCUCGCUGGCUGCAAAAUCAUCUCACCGUCCAGUUGAUUUCUCUGAUAGUGAGAAAGAGGAGUCUGAGUAUGAAAGUGAUGGUGAAGAAGACGAAAGGUCUCCCCUUCAUAAGAGAGCUGAGGAACCAGAGCAGGACUAUGAAGAAGAGGAAGAGCAGGAGGAAGAAGAGCAAGAACUUAAUGGAGCAUCGGAGGAGGAAGAGGAGCCUGAGGAGCCAAAGCAAAAGGGGAGGGAGUUUGGAGGAAGGCUUAAGCGCAAGGGGAUGGAAUCAGACGAGGACUCUCCUCCAAGAAAGAUGCCAACCCACCGUAGAGUGGCUCUUGUUUACGACAGUGACGACGAAUGAAAUCUGACAUAUGAUGAUGGGUGUUGCCGUGAUCAUAUACCUCAUGCAUCAGUCUCAUUUACAAUUUCAACAAGACUUCUAUGAAAUUUUCAUGGCACAUAAAAAUUCUUGGUUUGAAAAUUAUAAGGGUUCAUUUCUCGGUUCAUAUUACCAUUAGUGCUAUGUAAUUUUUUUUUUUUUGCCUUUGCUAUGGAAUCUGCAUGUAGAAGUUUGCAACACUUCUCCCAAUUGGUUCCAGUACAACUUCUGUUUGUUGAAGUCAGUAAAUAAUUGAUGGAUUUUUUUUCCUGUCA